This is a messenger RNA of Coffea eugenioides, 1697 nucleotides long. RefSeq names its product cytochrome P450 CYP72A219-like. The transcript has 5 exons. NCBI's taxonomy places the organism in Eukaryota, Viridiplantae, Streptophyta, Magnoliopsida, Gentianales, Rubiaceae. Gene Ontology annotation, molecular function: iron ion binding; oxidoreductase activity, acting on paired donors, with incorporation or reduction of molecular oxygen; heme binding. The coding region runs from base 1 to 1563 and encodes 520 amino acids. The record is from RefSeq and is a predicted model, not a curated record.
AUGAAAUCAUAUGAACGUAUGUAUUAUUCCAUAGGAGUUUCCUGUGCUGUUGCACUUGCAGUUUUUGCAUGGAGAGUGCUGAACUGCAUGUGGCUGAGGCCCAAAAAGCUAGAGAAGCGCCUAAGAAACCUAGGCCUUAAUGGAAAUUCUUAUAGACUAGUGUGUGGAGACUUCAAAGACAUUGCAGUGAUGCUGAAAGAAGCUAACUCCAAGCCUAUCAACCUUUCUGAUGACAUCGUGCCACGAGUCAUACCUUUCUUCAUUGAAAUCAUCAAGAAAUACGGUAGGAAUUCCUUUGUAUGGUUGGGGCUGAAUCCCUCAGUGGUCAUCCUAGACCCUGUACUUAUGAGGGAAAUCUUGCUGAAGAACUAUAUCUUUAAGAAGCCUCGUCCUCAUCCAAUUGUCAAAUUGUUGGCACAAGGUGUCAUUUUCUCAGAGGGUGAUAAAUGGGCCAAAGACCGAAAAAUCAUAAGUUCUGCUUUCCAUUUACAGAAGCUGAAGCAUAUGCUGCCAGCAUUUUACUCAAGUGCCAGCGAGAUGUUGAGUAAAUGGGAGGAAAGAGUUUCACCAGAAGGAUCAUGCGAAUUGGAUGUUUGGCCUUACCUUCAAACUUUAGGUGCUGAUUCGAUUUCUCGUACAGCAUUUGGUAGCAAUUACGAAGAAGGGAGAAGGAUAUUUGAACUCCAAAUGGAACAGGCACAGUAUGCCGUCAGGGCCACGCGAUCAGUAUAUUUCCCAGGAUUGAGGUUUUUGCCAACUAGAAGGAACAAAAGAAUGAAGGAUAUUGAAAAAGAAAUUCAAGCUAAAAUCAGAGAUAUCAUUAACAAAAGGGUAAAGGCAUUAAAAGCAGGGGAAACCAGUAACGAUGACUUGUUAGGCAUUAUGCUAGAAUCCAAUUUUAAAGAAAUUGAUCAACAUGGAGACAAGAGCUUUGGUAUGACCAUGCAAGAUGUGAUUGAUGAGUGCAAACUCUUCUAUUUUGCUGGACAAGAGAGCUCUUCUACUUUGCUUGUAUGGACAUUGGUGUUGCUAGGUAGACACCGAGAAUGGCAGUCGAAAGCUAGAGACGAGGUUUCGCAAGUCUUUGGGAGAAACAAACCACACUUUGAAGGGCUUAAUCACCUGAAAAUAGUGACUAUGAUCUUGAAUGAAGUUCUAAGGCUAUAUCCUCCAGCAGUUGCACUGAAUAGAAGAGUCCACCAAGAAACUAAAGUGGGAAAAUUGUCUUUGCCAGCCGGGGUGAUGCUGUGGUUACCAGUGAUCUUGCUGCAUCAUGACCGCGAAAUAUGGGGAGAUGAUGUAAAGGAAUUCAAGCCAGAAAGAUUUAGUGAAGGAGUGUCAAAGGCAGCAAAAGGCCAAAGCCAAGCUCCAUUUUUCCCUUUUGGCUGGGGGCCUAGAAUAUGUCUCGGACAAAAUUUUGCUAUGUUAGAAGCAAAAUUGGCGCUAUCAAUGAUUCUACAACACUUCUCUUUUCAACUUUCACCAUCCUAUGUUCAUGCUCCUUACACAGUAUUUACACUUCAACCUCAGCAUGGUGCUCUUUUGGUAUUGCACAAAUUAUAGUCAGCUGAAGUAGUUUCCAUUUGCUUUUCCUUGGUUCUGUUUUGCUCUUUUUUUGAGUGAGAAAUGUGAUUUUGUUAUCCAUUCCUUGCUGCUAGGCAGUCCAACCUUAUGACUACUUUGGUUUGGAGAGAAAA